Messenger RNA from Closterium sp. Naga37s-1, 4275 nucleotides. The record is from the annotation of a GenBank genome assembly. NCBI's taxonomy places the organism in Eukaryota, Viridiplantae, Streptophyta, Zygnematophyceae, Desmidiales, Closteriaceae.
AUGGUCACACUGCCAUUGAUGGUCACACUGCCAUUGCUGUCAUUCCGUUGCCCCACCUUCUCUGCCCUCCCACCCCUUGCUGCAUGCCUGCCCCCACCACACCCUGCCUGCCCGCACCACCACCAACCACCCCCCUUGUUUGCGCACCAGGUGCGAGGGCGAGGUGGUGGACGUGGACCCCAGCAACGUCACUCGCCCCGUGCUCUCCGCCAUCCUGCAGACUGCCUGGGGCCUCGCCCCCACGUACGCCCCUCCCCCUGCUCCCCCCUUGUUCGCCCCUGCUGGUCCCUGCUGCCCCCUGCUGCUGCCUGCUCCUGCUUGCUCCCCGCUGCUGCGCCCUGCUUACUCCAUGCUUCCCUCAUGCACACGCCACCUUGCCCUUUCCCUCACGCGCUCCACGAGGCAUGGAGCGCCAUCCACAACGCCUCACAGCACGACUACCGGUGGAGCGGCGGCAUCACGGCCAUGGGCCCCUUCUCGCGCCACGUGGCAGUGACCACCACCAUGCGAGACACAGCGCUGCGCAACGUGCUGCUCUCCACGCUCAACUCCACCAUCUCCAGCACCCUGCACCUCCUCUCCGCGCUCCAGAGGUACGGGUCGGAGGAGGCAGCACUGAAGCCGGGCGCAGUGAGGCAGCGCUUUGAGCAGCGCUGGGGGGUGCUGCGCCACAAGCUGCAGCGCGCCGCAGCCGCGCUGUCCUCCGUGGACAUGGCGGUGGCGGGGUACUAUGCGCGGUCGGCGCGCCAUGACAUGGACGCGCUGUUUGAGCUGGCGGGGCAGUCCGCCCAGGACAUGCACACCUCCUUCUCCUGCUUCCAGGUACGCCCCUCCCCUCCCCUCCCUUCUCCGCCCUCCCCCUUCUGCCUGCCAUGCCAUGCCAUAGCAUCUGUUGCUCCCUCUCAACCCCCACCUGUGUUUCAUUUCCCUCCCGUGGCCACUCGCCUCACCCACCCCUCUCUGUGUUCCCCUCGCCUCACCCCUCCCCGUGUGCCCCUCGCCUCACCCCUGCCUACUGCGUGUCUCGCCGUGCUGCCAGGAGGCGCCAGUGGCGUGGUCGGUGUGGGGUGGGGUGGCAGUGCUGGCAUAUCUGGCAUUCCUGGUGGGGCGCAACCGCUGGCGAGUGUGGCGCGUCAAGCACAAACGCUUCUAGCCACUUCCUGCCAUGUCACCUGCUCACGCCUCAACCUAGCCAGGUGGAAUUCCCUGACUAUUAGGCUAUCCGACGGCAAUCCUUUCUCUGCGUUCUCUGACAACUUGCUGGGCGCCGUGCUGCUGCGCGUGGCGUGCAACGGCGUCAGAUUCGGCGGCCAGGAUUGUCUUGUGACCGACGCGGAAGAAGCCGAUGCGGGAAGGAAGAUUGACGAAGCCCUAAUUGAGCCGCUCCCCUCUGAGAGCGCGUGGCUCGCCGGCACUUCCGAGGCUCCCGUUAGGUGCUCAUCGUCGUCGCUGGUCUCCUUCCGCCACGCGCUUGUCUGCAAGCGCUGGUUGUGCGUCGCCCGCUUCGUGCAUCCCGCCAUCGUCGUUCUGCUCAACCGCUUCUUCUCCGCGCGCGCCCUCGCGUCUCUUCUCCGCGCGCCCGCGACCGCGGGGUUCCCCAACCUCCGCCACCUGCACCUCGCGCCGAACGAGCUGGACACCGUCGAUCCCGCGCUCGUGCGCGCCAUCUGCGUCGGAUCUGGGCCGUCCUUAGCGCAUCUCACGCUGCAGCUGCAGGAUGGCUGGCUGCCUGUGACGCGCGCGCGACAGUACUCUUUCCUUGGGAUCGGCGCACAGGCGGCGGCGGUAGCGGAAGCGGCGCUAGCGGCGGGGGCGGUCUCGCCGGCCGAUGUCGCCGCCCUGUUCUGCUCUUGCACGCGAUUGGUCAGUCUCGACGUGAACUUUGGGACAGGGCUUUCCGAGGUUCCUGCUGCCGUCAGCUGCCUGCAGCAGCUCACGGAUUUCGGCAUGUCCUUCGACGACGAUGUUACCACGUUACCGGCGGAGUUUGGCAGUUUGCCCGUCGAGCUGCCCGCCUCCAUCUGCCUCCUCUCCGCGCUUACCAGUCUGACCCUCGUGCACUGCUAUGCGCUCGCAAAACUGCCCGAAAACUUUCACCAGCUGCCGAAUCUGCGCACCAUCCACCUGGAAGCACUAAUCGCCCUCACUGCCCUCCCACAAUCUUUCGGCCAGCUGCCCGCGCUGCGUGACCUCACCAUUGAAGGCAACGGUCGCAUCAUGCACCUCCCGCCAUCGCUCUCAAGCAGCCGCACGCUGGAGCGCGUCUCUCUCAACGACUGCCAAGCGCUCUUAUCCCUGCCGGACGCCAUCGGCCACAUCCCCACCCUAGAACGCGUCGAGCUCAUCUUUCUCGACGCCCUCAUGGCGCUUCCCGACUCCCUAGGAUGCGCGUCGCGCCUGCACGAGCUGAGCAUCGUCAAGUGCCGCCGCCUUGUGGCCCUCCCGCGUUCAGUCUCUGCCCUCACCUCCCUCACCCGCCUUACACUCGAUGACUGCGCUGUGUGGGCGCUGCCCGAGGAUUUCGGGCAGCUGUCGAACCUGGCCCAGCUGAAGCUGUCCUGCGGGCAUUUGCCUGCCCUGCCCAGGUCAUUCGGGCAGCUGGGGAAGCUGCAGGAGCUGAGGCUCCACGCAUGCUACGGGCUACUCGAGCUGCCCGCGUUUUUCGCAAAUCUCUCCUCGCUGGAAGCGCUGGUCAUCUACGGGGGAACGUCGCUCAUCUCCCUGCCGCCCUGCUUCGAGCAGCUCCCGCAGCUGCACCGCCUCGAGCUCUUUAACUGCGCCAUGCCGAGCAUGCCGGAGAGGUUCGGGCAGCUGCCGAAGCUAGAAGUUUUGAAGGUGGGAAGCAGGGAGAGUUACACGAGGGACGGCGCGGAUCCAGAGCAGCGCUCCUCAUCUGCUUGCCCCUCAGCGCUCUCACUGGCCACGCUGAAUGAACCGCUGCUGGGGCGCUGCCUGCUGUGCAGCUUGCCGGCGCCCCUCUCUUCCCUCACGUGCCUGCAGCAGCUGGUGAUGGACGGGUGUGACACGCUGGACAGCCUGCCACAGGGGCUAGGACGGCUGGCUGGGCUGCAACUGCUGCGCAUCAAUAACUGCCCACACCUGCGCUGCUUCCCCUCCCUCCUGCCCGCACUUCCUCCCACCUCCACCUCUGCACAUGGGGGGCGUGUCGCUCCGGCUGCCCCUGCUACCACUUUGCAUGCCCGUCAUGCUCUUCCCCGCCCUUCAGCGCGCCUUGCUGGUUGCUCCGCUCCGCUCCCGAUGCUUCACACCCUGGAGAUCGCCAAGUGCUCCAAGCUCACAAGCCUGCCGGACGGCGUGCAUGCGCUGCCCAGGCUGGAGCGCAUCACACUGGAAGACUGCAUCGCCCUGGGCUCGCCCGAGGAGUGGGUGUCGCUCACUGUGCCCGUCGCCCUUCCCCUCUCAAUCACCGACAUCUCCCUCUCGAGCGUCUUUCUCGAGUCCCUCUACCUCCCACCCUCCUUCCGCUCCCUCACGCGCCUCACCCAUCUCAACCUGAACGAACUCCUCUGUCUCCAGGCGCUUUUUGCUCCCCCGCACGGCGCCCCACCGGAGGACCUACUGGGCGACUGGGAGGAAGGCACGCAAACAGAUCCCAUCUUUGGCUUCCGCAUCGAUCCCCACCCCGGUCCGCCCGCCAGCCUGGCGCUCCUCUCGUCACUCCAGCACCUUGCCAUCGUGCAAUCUGGCCUGCCGUCGCUACCCAGCAACCUGAGCGAGCUGAGGAGCCUCAAAUCACUCAUUUUAGAGGACUGUGUCGUCAUGCCCUCCCUCCCCGCGUCCCUAGCCCACCUCUCCAACCUUGAAAAACUCGUGUUGACAACUCUCCCGCAGCUGGCACACCUGCCCAGGAAUCUCGGGCAGCUGAAGGCUCUGAAAGAGCUCACGGUGGAGUUUUGUGACGCGCUGGUGGGUCUGCCUGCAUCCAUUGGUCUCCUCUCCUCCCUCGUCCUCCUCUCCGUCACCGAAUGCAAAACGUUCUCCUCUCUUCCCGACUCCAUCGCCUCCCUCCCCCGCCUCACCUCCCUCAAGCUCAACUGUCUCCCACGCCUGCGCCGCGUGCCAGAGUCCCUCUCCCUCCUCCCCGCCCUCGUGAUCCUCUCACUGGAAGACUGUGAGCAGCUGCGCGCGCUGCCCGAGGGGCUGGCGGGUGUGGGGACGUUGAGGGAGGUGAUAGUGGUGGGGUGUUGCGAGCUCGAGUACGUGCCUCAGUCGCUGCUGGCGAGGCAGAACAUGAUCGACCUGCAGCUUCGGUGA